GAGCGUGAAGAGUAGUAUAUGUACCUGGUGAACGGGCCGGAGUGAGAGGUGUCUUCACCUUGCAAGAGUUGUAAAGGUACAUUAGUGGCGACAAUGGGUCUCUUCCGAGGGCUAUGCGUCGCUUUGACGGCAACAUUGCUGGUCGUACGGCGAGCAGCCGGGCAGACAAUCACGCCGCAGAACUGGACGGCCGCCGAUGCGAAUCAGGAGAACACCAAUGUGGUCACGGUGGCGAUCUCGUUUGGCCCGCGUAUAAUUAACCUUCUCAACGCCAUUCCUAUCGCUUCCGGUGCCAUGCAGAACAUACAAUGGUCUGCGAUUCAAGGAACGGCAGUCGAGGUGUCGAAUAACAACCAGCUUUCGAUAUCAAGACCCGAUGUCGCCGUACUGGCUUGCGACCCUUCGGCGUACCCGGGUAACAUCGGUCCCCUCGAUGUCUUUGCCAAUGUGGUGCAAGCCAACCCCAGAGCCAUUGUGUGGUAUUCGGGAUCGUCGGAUUGGUGCAAUCUGCAGGGCUACACUGGGUCUUAUCAAUCAAUCUUCAGCACGAGGACUAUCAACGAUGGCUCGAACCUGACUGGACAUCUGUAUACAGGGUCGGGUCAGUUGUUGACCAUUGGUGCGUCAGCGUCGACGGACCAAAUCGUAAAUGGCACAUCGUCAAACUCGACUGGAUAUGGACCACCGCACAAUCAGCAGAACAACAACCCGUUGGGUCCAAGCCCGACUACGGCCGUUGCGAUGAUCAUCCUUUACUCGAUCACUGGUAUCAUCACGGCGCUCUUUUUGAUAAUUAUCAUUACUGGUGCUAUCAGGGCACAUCGCCACCCUGAGAGAUAUGGACCGCGCAAUGUAAUUGGUCGGCCACGACAGAGCAGAGCGCGCGGUCUCGCCAGAGCCAUGCUCGACACGAUACCCAUUGUGAAGUUUGGUGAGAGGGAGCAAUCGAAGUCUACGGAUGUGGAGCUUGCGGAGCACAACAACGCUGAUGUUGUGCGAGAAACACGCUCCGGUGAAGCCGAAGCUAUCAACCAACAUCCGAAACCUACCACUGUCGGCGCAGAUCCCGCUACUGGACAAGCUUCUGGGAAGCAGGAUCAGACUCCGCCGGAGUUGACACAGGGUGGAAUAGCAGCAGCUACAGUGAACGAGCCGCCCGCAGCAGAUGCGCAAGGCUGCAGUAUCUGCACCGAAGACUUUGAGCUUGGUCAAGACCAGCGCGUGCUACCCUGCGAUCAUCGUUUCCACCCAGCCUGCAUCGAUCCUUGGCUUCUCAACGUUUCUGGAACUUGCCCGCUCUGCCGUAUCGAUCUAAGACCGCAGAAGCCAGCGGAGGGCGAGCUGGACGAGCAAGGCAACCCAUUGCACCGCCAGCAGAGCGCAGACGGAGGCGAGGUUCUUCCUCCGCCCCUUAUACCCGAAAAUGAAUCAAGGCGAGUAGGCGUCAUGCGGAGCCUGGGUGUACUAGGUCUGUUGUCUAGGCCUGACAGCAUGUCACGAGAAGAUCGCAUCAUUGCGCUGCGGGAGCUGAGGAGACGCCAAGCGAUCGCAGCCGCCAGGCAGCAGAUAGGACGAGAGGCUGCCAUAGCCGGAAAUUCAACCGAGCCGUCGCAAGCGCAAGAUGAAGAGGCGGGCCUAAGGGCGAGACUUAGGAAUGCUUUCCGAGUCCGCACUCGGCGCACGGGCCAAGAAGAAGCUCAGGCGCCAGCUGGUGCUGAGAACGAAUCUACAGACGCGCAGGCUGCGCGACAAGGCGCGUCCGGAGCAUAAUAACUUGGUUAUACUCUGCACAUAGGAUGGCACUGAGUGAUGGCGUUAAGCAUACGCCUGGGACGGCAAGGCAUGGACACAUACAGAGGCGUUGCAUUGCAGGGCGUUUUGACGGAAGCGUAUUCGCGAGACUUGCAAGACGUUUGUACCAGGUCGAUUGCCUUUUCGCUCUCAGUCGCAACCAAUUGCACCUGGUACGCCAAUCGCCUCACGAGACCGGGUUUCUUUCGUGUCC
This is a messenger RNA of Baudoinia panamericana UAMH 10762, 2005 nucleotides long. RefSeq lists its product as uncharacterized. Lineage: Eukaryota; Fungi; Ascomycota; Dothideomycetes; Mycosphaerellales; Teratosphaeriaceae. The coding region runs from base 94 to 1770 and encodes 558 amino acids. The record is from RefSeq and is a predicted model, not a curated record. The transcript is spliced from 3 exons.